CACCGCUCUACCAUUAUUUGUGUUGCCCCGUAAAUCGAAGAAAAAUAGAGAAGCACCUGCGCGGUAAGCAGUGGAAGGAACCCCCGAUGCCUUCGUCUUUCCUCCCGCAGCAUGCGUCAAAACUACACAUCUUGUCCUCACCGGCAGCAGACGACGGUAAUUGCUCGGGUCACUGGCAGUCCCUACCCCGAAUGCCAAACCUCCAUGCCACCAUCGACGAAAGCGUAUCCUCCGGUGUUUUAGAGUUCCGAUGGCAGCACAACACAAGCGUAGUUGAUCUCAAAUAUUCUUCAAGUAGUGGGUUUCGUUGCAAAGAGGACGAUACAAGGAUCGCAACCGUCUUGACGAAUUCUAAUUCCGACGUCGGACGAAGGAGAAUCGAGCCUCAAAAGUUUAGGAUGCAAAUUGGAUAGCUCAGGUACCAUUCUUGUCAAUUCAAAAAGUUAGAGGAUUAAAUCUGUAAUUUUUCCAGAGAGGUCAUGGUCAACUGUGUUGACUGGAAAAUUACAGUUUUGGUACCUGGUACUUUUAAACUGACAGAAUGUUUAUUUUGGUCAUAACUCGAUCAAUUGACGUCCGAACGAGGAAUCGUCUGCGCAUAUAGACGUGAGAACGGGGAGAAUUUAAUGGAAGCGAUUCAUGUAAUUUAUAGAGCAUAAUCAGAGUUGGUUUCUACGGAUUUGAGGUAGUGUAAAGGGGAUAAAAUCUCUGUCGAGGUCUUUUUAGUUUAUACUUUCGUUUGAAGUUAUUAUUUAGUUAAUUUGUGAGUUAUGCACGUUAUGUGUUUGAGGCAUCCCACCGCCUACUUAAGGUGGAGGCACGCGUUGUGCUAUGUAUGUGAUGUAUGUUUGUAUGUAAGAUGAACCCCCGGGCGGUUGGGCCACUACUGGACGCAGUAGAUGGUCGGAUCACUGCUGGACGGCGAGACGUAACGUAGCAGUUGAUCGAGUAUAUUGGGGUCACUACUGGACGGCGAUACGUAACGCAGUAGUUGACCGGGCAUGGACUGGACGGCGAGACGUAACGCAGUGCCAUUUCCGAAUUUGGGUAUGCAACCGGACAGCGAGACGUAACGCGGUUGGCAUACUAGGAUAGGACACCGGACGACGAGACGUAACGCGGUGGUCCUAGUGUUUUGUGUUGAGUUAAGGAUAGAAGUCGAGAACUUCUAUGAGUUGGUGUUGAAAUAAGAUAUUAAGGAAGCAAAGUAUGAAUGAUGAAAGUGAUAACGACUUUCAUCUAAGGGAAUGAAACGCUAAUAACGUGUUUUAGUAAGGAGAUUUCUUAGGCAAAGACCUUAGGAAGUAACGACGAGACUGACCCCUUCUCACUCACCAGGUUGAGGAUGGGUUAGCGGAAGUGGAUCCCGAGAAGAAGUAAGAUGAGGCAAGCGGCCGUGCCAGUACUGAUGAUGAGAUGUCAAGGAGCUGGGUGAAGAGUUAUAGUUAAAGUUUCAUAGUUAAUUUAUGUUUAUGAUUAUGAGUAUAAAUACUGGAGAUUCAA
Molecule: messenger RNA, 1503 nt
Organism: Linum trigynum
Lineage: Eukaryota; Viridiplantae; Streptophyta; Magnoliopsida; Malpighiales; Linaceae
Source: the annotation of a GenBank genome assembly